Molecule: messenger RNA, 1455 nt
Organism: Cryptomeria japonica (Japanese cedar)
Lineage: Eukaryota; Viridiplantae; Streptophyta; Pinopsida; Cupressales; Cupressaceae
Exons: 12
Coding region: 197-1084 (295 amino acids)
Biological process (GO): translational elongation; peptide biosynthetic process
Cellular component (GO): cytoplasm
Molecular function (GO): translation elongation factor activity
Source: RefSeq, a predicted model, not a curated record
CUUAGAAUUUAAGAUCUGUAAGUGAGCUAAGUUAGCUAUGACUGCGGCCGGUGCUAUUCCCCUAAUGUCCUGAUACAAAAAAGGUAUGGUACGCCGAAGUUUUCUUUAAGAGAUGAAAAACACGGUACGCAACGUACAUGAACUGUCUCGUCAGGGACAUUCACGGUCAUAUUAACUUUUGAUAUGCUGAGAAAGGAUGGAGGGAAUUCGCAGGCGACUAACAAAACAAAUAUGGAAUGCUGCCAAUUCUUAUGUUGCAUUGUCAUGUAAACGGAGUGUCUGCAGAUCAGUUAAGCCCAGAGAAUCACCCUUCCAGAAUCUUCUGGGCGUCCCCUGGCUAGCUCUUCAAUGCAGAGGAAUUAAAAUUACAGGCACCGAUGUGAAGGUUGGGAAUGUCAUUGAAAAAAAUGGGUGCCUUUAUGAGGUCAUAAAAGCACAACACACUCAACAUGGCAGAGGAGGAGCAACUAUGCAGGUUGAACUGCGUGACCUGGAGAGUGGACUUAAAUUAACUGAGAGACUACGAACAUCAGAGCCUAUUGAAAAAGUUCAUCUUGAAGAUAGAACUUUUACGUUUUUGUAUGAAGAAGGUGACACUGUAUUUAUGAUGGACCCUGAAACCUUUGAGCAAGUAGAGCUUUCCAAAAGUAUUUUUGGCAAACGAGCGGCAUAUCUUACAGAUGGCAUACCAAUUACUGUGAGCUUUCAUGAAGGAAAAGCACUCUCUGGACAGAUGCCAAUUCGUAUGACUUGCACUGUGGCUGAAGCUGAACCUUCCUUCAGAGGCCAAUCUGUCUCAGCUCAGUAUAAAAAACUUGUGCUAGAGAAUGGGCGAACAAUAAUGGGACCUACAUAUUUGGAAGCUGGUGAUAAGAUAGUUGUGAAUACAAUCGAGGAAACUUACUUGGAAAGGUAUUGGAGUAGUUCACAAUCAAUAUGUGUGACGACUUAUUUGCUCAAAACAAAGUGCUUCCACCACCUGACAGCUAGGACAAGUGCAUAUAAUUGUGAUCUUUCUUGCCCUAGAACAGCCUGUAUAAUAAAGCUCGAUGCAUCUGCCUUUUAUUUCAAAUGCUUCCCUUAAACUGGGUAAGGGCUGCCAAGCGUUAAUGGAGCAAAUUUUAGGCUGAAAGCAAUUUAUGACAUAUUCCAUCUAGCAAUUAGUUUAUUGAUUAAUGAUUAUCUAUUUAUUUUGUUGUUUAUUCAAUUGGUUUCAUGGUACCUUCACUUUGUGGCCAUCCUAUGUGAGGUUUAUGAAAUUUUUUACUUGCAUUCUCAUAAAGCCAUAUAUUAUUGUCACAACGACAUGAGCCACAAUUAUUUUUUUAGUGUGGGUAGCAUGUAAUUUAUUUGUCAUGCCAUAAAUGUCAAAUAUAUAGUUUAUAAUAGAAACCACUGUUUGAACAAGUAGUGUUGGGUGUUGAAAUUCCUAAAUAAAAGUUGAUGUUCACACAA